UAUAGGGUUGAAUGUUGAUGUGUCUGUAUCAUUCUCUUUUACUUUAUCGUAAUCCCCCAAAUAUUUAACCCUAAAAUCUAUAAAUUCUUCAUUAAUUCAUUCCUCCAUCAAGCCAAUCCUUGACAGAAAGCAAGCUUGAGAUUUCAUCAACAAUUCAACAUGAGAAAUCCUUCUUCUGGCACUAAAACCCCUUGUUGCAGCAAGGUGGGCAUAAAGAAAGGCCCCUGGACACCGGAGGAAGACGAGAUCUUAUCCGAUUAUAUCAAGAGAGAAGGCGAAGGCCGGUGGCGGACGCUACCAAAGCGCGCGGGUCUCCUUCGGUGUGGCAAGAGUUGUCGUCUCCGGUGGAUGAACUAUCUCAGACCUUGUGUAAAAAGAGGUCGCAUAGCUCCUGAUGAAGAAGACCUCAUUCUUCGCCUCCAUCGCCUGCUCGGCAACAGGUGGUCAUUGAUAGCGGGAAGAAUCCCAGGGCGCACAGAUAAUGAGAUCAAGAAUUAUUGGAAUACCCAUCUUAGCAAGAAGCUGAUUAGCCAAGGAAUAGAUCCAAGAACCCACAAGCCACUAAACCCACUUCCUUCUUCCUCAGAUAUUAUCAGCAAUAAUGAUCAUCAUCUUGCUUCAACUUCAAACCCUAACCCUAAUCCUAAUCCUGAUCCCGUUUCUUCAAAGACAGAAGCAACAGCUACUGAUAGCAAUGAACAUUUCACCUAUCUUCAUCAUCAUAAUCAGAAGCCUCAAGCGGACGAUAACGAGAUGGAGAUGGAUGGUUUCAUGUUGGGUUUACCAACGAACCAUUCUGCAUACAUCAGCCAGGAUAAUUAUAUCGAAACAUGUAACGAAGAUACAUUCUCUUCGUUUCUGGAUUCCCUGAUUAAUGACACGGUGUUCACGGGCCACCAGCAGCAGCAGCCGAACCCAGUUCACCACCUCGCGAAUCCUCAGCAUGGCAACGUGUGGGAAUCUGAAGUUGUCUCACCGAUGGUGGGUUUAAGCGAGGAACAAAGAGCCUUGGAUCGUAGUCAUCAUCAUCAUCAUCAUCAUCACCUUGCAUGAAGCUGAUAAGGAAUAUUGAAUCAAGAUUAAAAUAGGUCUGAUUUGUUCUAUGCAUGAUAUCGUGGUUGUGAUUUUUAUUAUUAUUAGUCUGUUUUUCUUCUGUAUUACUCUACUAGACCUAAUUGGUUUUCAUUUGCGUGCAUGUUGUUGUGUUCUCAAUUAACAUCUACCACUCUUUGUAUUUAAGAACAUAUAGAUACGAAAUUAUUAUUGCAUGAUUGA
Molecule: messenger RNA, 1275 nt
Organism: Mangifera indica (mango)
Lineage: Eukaryota; Viridiplantae; Streptophyta; Magnoliopsida; Sapindales; Anacardiaceae
Product: transcription repressor MYB5-like
Exons: 2
Coding region: 160-1053 (297 amino acids)
Source: RefSeq, a predicted model, not a curated record